AUGCUGGAAGCUUUUUUGAGCAGAAUGCUCGAAAUUUCCCAGGUGGCUGUGGUCUUCAAAUCAAUAAAAAAUGAGAUCUUGGCGUUCUUUGAAAGUUUAUCUUUAUCUUUACCGGAACGACCUCGACUAAUUGAUUUCGAAAACAGAGUUAUUGAAGAAUUAGAAAAGGAAAUAGAUGUUAGACAACGAUUUACUGGAAUCGAUGUAUUAAAGAUGAUCCAUGUAUUCAGACUGGAAAUGUCGGAUUCAUGCUAUGAAAAAAUACUAUGUUUGGGUAAAUUGAGCCUCAGUGAAGAAAAGAAGAUCAUAUCAUUUUCAUCGAAUGAUCGAAGCUUCCGGAUAAAGGAACCAACACCGGAAAUUAUCAUAGAAUUCAUGACUACAAUAUGCGAUACGCUCCACGAAUUCAAAACCUUUGUGGAGUUGGCGAACGGGUUCCAACAGUGGAGAAAAAGAAAAUUUUGGGGACCAGUGGACCACCAUUCAUUUGUGAAUCUAUUCACAAAACUAACUGAAAGGAUUUCUGAAGCAGUCCCCUUCUAUCACUGCCUCAAUCUACAAAAGAAGAUUGAUAACAAGGAAAUAAUAGAUGGACCUUAUUUGAUGAAACUUCGAACUUAUUUCAUCAACGUUGAUCUAGCCGAUUGGCCACAUGAAGAUAUUGUAAUUAGUUUUAGUGCGCCGUCCAAUUGUUUCGAUGCGUUUCGUGAGAAGUUACUUGAAAUACGAAUCAUCAAAGAAGAAAUAUUUGAAACUGAAGAAGUGGAGUCAUCAAAUUCAAAAAGACAGAGGGAGUCUUUGGAAGAUGAACCUUUAAUGGCCAAAAAGGCUAAAAUUGACAACCAGUCACAAUCCAAUUCUCCACACCAACAACAAAACUUGGACACUUUGGAUGCUUCGUUAGACCAGUGUGGCUCUUCGAUAGAUGCAGAUUUGCCUGGCCCGUCUACAUCGGAAAAUAUUAUUUCAGAAGAAAACAUAUCGAAUAAUAUUCUGAUGACUGUUGUUCCUUAUUUUUGUCAUUUUGAUGAUCAUGAUUAUCUCCAAUAUAAGGUCGACUUCAUACAAGAACAACAAUCUACGUUAGACGAACAUCCGAGUAAGCCUUAUUUUUGUUAUUUGGAUGAUCAUGAUUAUUUCCCAUCAAGCGCCGGCUUCCCACGUGAACAACAAAAUGUGAAGUCAGUUUCACCGGAACAACAAGUUGAAUCCACAUCCACGUUAGACGAACAUCCGAGUCGAGUUUCAAAUCCAGUUGACGAAAUUGGAGAAGGAUGUACGCUCGAGAUGAUCAAUGACCAUCCGAAUGGUUCAAACAUUGAUUUUCUUGAAGAGACUGAAAUUCUCCAGGCAGGACAAAGUUCUCCUCACAUGAAUGAGGAUAGGGAGCCAUUGUCCUCUACACAGGAACAACCAAUUGUGUCCGUAGCAUUGUCCAUCUUGCCAAAGUCCCUUCCGAUAUCUACUAUUCAAGGGCAAACACUUCGUGAUGCACCCUUGCGCCCAGUUCAUCAAUCGGUGGUAAUGACCACACAGAAACAAGGAGAAAUUUGCAAAAAAGAACAACUCAACAAGUUUCUUGAGCUUAUUAAUCAAAUGGUGGCUGCGUUUCAAAAAAAUACAAACAGUAUUGAAUACAUCGUUAGUGACGCUUGCAACAAACUUGAAGGUUUGAAACUAACAACAAGACCGUGGAUUUCAUUAUUGAAAAGAGCUUCAAGCUUACUGCUGAACGGCCGUCAGCAUAAGUUUGUUGAUUUAGACAAACGAAUCCUGAUUCAUUUCGCUCAAUAUGAACCCCUCCAUGAAAGCAUAAUCGCCGAGUUAAUUUCAACGGAACGAAUGGACGAUUUUGAGCUUGACAGGCAGGAAAGGAUCACUUAUUACCGAUCAGGAAGCUGGUGGCUCGGGGAGAAAAGUAACGUUCAUCAAUCGUUCAAAUUUUUUUGGAAGAAUACAACACCUCUUCAAAGAGAAUUACUGAUUUUGUUGGCAGAUCUCAGCACACGGAGAAGCUCGAUCAUGUCACGAAAGGAAAUCAUCGAUGAGUUUCGAAAGAACAAUGCAGAUAUAAAAGAUUAUGGAAUUUCUCAAGAGCUUAUGAAACUGCUUCCCAACAUCCGUCUUGCUCUACAGUAUAGUGUUAAAACGAGAGUUCAAAUGAUUUUCUUGACGCAAUCCGAACUUAACGGGAAUUUUAAGAGCAUGGUUCCGAAGUUUACAUCUUCUACACGGAGACAACCAAAUGUUUCAUCGUCAGGUCAACUUCGAAACACAAUCACUCCAAACUCCUUCGACGGAAGCCGCUCAACAACUCGGCAGAGACAGUGGACCCUUCCGUUACUCACUGCUAACAAAUUUCAACGCCGAACACUUCCUGAUGCAGCUUCGGUUCCAGUUCAGGAACGAAAUGUAUUCGCAAAUCGUCAAGCGCCAACACAUACGAUGGCUGAGAAACCCUCUAAUCAAGAUAUUCCUCUUCCAAUAAAAUUGAUGACGCCAGUGGAUUUAAAAAUAAAUGUUCUGCGUGGUCUAGUGUGCUCAGUUGUCAGUCGGAAAGCCAUUCUGAAAAUCGUACUCAGCGCCAUUCGACAACAACAACGGAUCUUGAUGCCUUCAGAACUCGAUGGCUUCAAAAAGUUUGAAGAAACUGUGGAGGAGUUGUGGAGAAAGACACGGUCUCAUGAGCGUAUAACCUCAAGGGCAUUGACUGAGUCACUGCUAGAAACACUCGAAAAGGCACAAGGGCAUGCAGAGAACAAAAAGAACACUGGUCACGGAUCAAUACAUAUCUGGAAAAUUCUUGGUUUUCUGAAAUCGGUAGCCCGCCUGAUUCCUUGUGUGGCAAUUCCAACUCUUCUAGAUAAACAUUUAAAUGUCGAUAAGUUUAAUGUCAUUCCAAUUGAGACAGCACUGGAGGCAUUCCAUAAUGAGUUAUUCAAGCAGAAGCAACCGAUCAACUGUCGAAACAACUCGACUUAUCGAUUUCUUGUUGGAAAAAUCCCAAUAGUACUCCUCAUGUGUUGA
Molecule: messenger RNA, 3027 nt
Organism: Caenorhabditis remanei
Lineage: Eukaryota; Metazoa; Nematoda; Chromadorea; Rhabditida; Rhabditidae
Exons: 23
Coding region: 1-3027 (1008 amino acids)
Source: RefSeq, a predicted model, not a curated record